AUGGUGAAUACUGAAGUUCCUGUGGAUGCUAGUUCUAGUAAUAAUUCUACAUACGUUCCUGACUCCACAAGUCCUUUACUUCUCCACUCGUUUGAUAUGCCUGGGAUGCGUUUGGUGAGUACUCCAUUUUCUGGGUCAGGGUAUAGAGGAUGGAGAAGAAGCAUGAUAGUGUCUCUUUCUGCUAAGAAUAAAAUAGGAUUUGUCAAUGGUUCAUGCCCUAGACCAAUUACCAUUGAUGUUGCAAAGCUGCGUCAAUGGGAUAGAUGCAACAAUAUGGUAAUUUCGUGGUUAACUAGUUCACUUUCACCAACUACAGCUGAGAGUGUCCAGUACUCCGAGACAGCCGAGAGUAUUUGGAAACAAUUGGAGCGUAGGUAUGGGGCUAUGAAUGGUACUAAGAAACUCUGGGAUGAGCUGGGUACAAUGCGUAAGAAUCAUGGAAAUCGUUGCAUGUGUGCUGCAAGAGAUGGUAUUCAAAAGGAUGAGGAGGAGGAUAAGCUUCCUCAAUUCCUUAUGGGCCUAAAUGAACUGGUCCUAGAAGCUGCUUCUUUCAAUGUGAAUGCCAACAAUAAAGUUUUUCCUUUGAAUGUCAACAGUAAGACAUUCCCUCCUAAGCAAUAUACUCAGAAAAUGGAUUUUGAUCAGCCCAAGGGAAAUAUAUUUUGCAAAUACUAUAAAAAUCCUGGGCACCUAAUCGACAAAUGCUACAAGUUACAUGGAUUUCCACAGAAUUUCAAAUUCAAUAAAGGGAAAAGGAUGGCUGCUAAUGUGACUGCUGAAGUUGAGUGUCCUGCAACAGCCUAUACUCUACCUCAGUAUAACUCACCUCAACUUUACAAUGCUUUUGACCAUGAGGAACAAGCUUCUUCAGUACCUGGAUUGACAAAGCAACAGUAUGCACAACUUAUGUCCCUCUUGCAACAAACUCAAGUUCCUUCGGCUGUCGAUUCUCAAAUUAGCCUCAUGGGAUCUGCCAACUUUGCUGGUAGUACUUUCUCUUUGCCUGUUUAUAUUAAUGAUGAUUCUCAUAUUUGUUUACUGUCUGGUGCUAGUAGAAAUGUUUGGAUUAUAGAUAGUGAAGCUACUGACCAUAUGACCUCUAACAAAAACAUGUAUUAUAAUCUUACUCCACUUCCUACUCCUUACUUGGUAACUCUUCCCAAUGGUUACAAAGCAAACGUCAUUUAUACUGGUUCUGUUACCUUGUUCCCUUCUUUUACUCUUCAUAGAGUCCUAUAUAUUCCUAGUUUUCAAUAUAAUUUAGUCUCUGUUUACAAGUUGAUUCUGCAAAUUUCACUGCAUGGUUUUGUUUACUUCCUCUUCAUGCCUUUUGAUACAGGCUCAUUUCAUGAGGAAGCUUCUGGAACUUGCUCUCCUCUUUUGUCUUCUUCUCUACUUGUUUCAACUAUUACUGAUGUUGGUCUGCCCACUCCUCCUGAUUCCUAUACUAUCUCAACACCUAUUCCACCUUCUCCCAAUUCUACUGAUGUUGUUCUGCCUAUUUCUCUUGAUUCCUCUACUGUGUCAGCACCCACUACUGCCCCUUCAGCUAAAUGGUCUCUUUUUCAAUUGGAUGUCAACAAUGCGUUUCUUCAUGGUGAUUUGGAUGAGGAAGUGUACAUGAAACUUCCCCCUAGCCUAACAGUUGCUUCUACCUCAAAUUCUUAUUCUCCUCUUGUUUGUAAGCUUCAAAAGUCGGCAAGCCUCCCGACAAUGAAAUCAGCUUCAUCUACUGUCUUACUUGUUGUUUACGUUGAUGAUACAAUUCUAACUGGUGGUGAUAUUGUUGAGAUAGCUGCUCUCAAACAAUUCUUGGAUGACCAAUUUAAAAUCAAGGAUUUAGGCUUGCUUAAUUAUUUUCUGGGCAUUGAAAUUUUGUAUGAUGAGUUUGGGGGUGAGGUGCUGCCUAAUCCUCAAUCUUAUAGAAGUCUCAUUGGAAAAUUGAAUUUUCUCACCCACACUCGUCCAGAUUUAUGUUUUGCUGUCCAACAUUUAAGUCAAUUCCUCAAGUCUCCUCGCAUUCCUCAUAUGGUUGCUGCAAUGCAUAUCCUGAGGUAUUUGAAUGUCACACUUGAUGUAGGGGUGUUUCUUAAUGCUUCAUCAGAUUUUUCACUUCAGGCCUUUUGUGAUAGUGAUUGGGCAGCUUGUCCUGAGUCCCGCACAUCUAAAUCGAAGAAGCAGGCCAUUGUUUCUCUAUCCUCAGCAGAAGCUGAGUAUCGAGCUAUGAGUAAAGUUGUGGGUGAACUUGUUUGCUUGGUUCUUUUGCUUGCCGAUUUAGACUUGCCUAUCUCUGCACCAGUUCCUGUUUUCUGUGAUAACCUGGCUGCACUUCAUAUUGCUAAAAACCCAGUUUUUCACGAGCGUACAAAACAUAUUGAGGUCGAUGCCAUUUCAUCCGGACUAAGUUGGUGGCCAUCAUCGCUUCUUACUUGGCAAGUUGGGCGUGGUAUCACCCUCCAACUUGCGGGGCGUGUUGGAAUUACAUAA
Messenger RNA from Nicotiana tabacum (common tobacco), 2487 nucleotides. Lineage: Eukaryota; Viridiplantae; Streptophyta; Magnoliopsida; Solanales; Solanaceae. The record is from RefSeq and is a predicted model, not a curated record.